ACAGAAUAUAUUUGUACGUCGUUCGGGCCGCAACUCGCUUUUUUAUUAUUUUCUAAAUUAAUUGUAUUGUACAUGUAGAAAUGGACAGAACAGUGUUGGUUCAGUAAUCAAAUUAACAUCGUAGCGCCGCCUUAAACUUAAUUCAAGAUAAUGUUGUUACCGUAAUAGUAGGAGACACCCCGAGUUGUAUUCUCAAUCAGCGUUUUUAUUGACGUUUCAUUCAUUACUUUUCGUCCCGAGGAUGGUGGGUAUAGCAAAUAAAUAGACUGAUCUUUACACUUGUAAAAGUAAAUUGCUGUGUAAAUACUAACGAAGUAAACGUGGUAAGACGCUUGGUGUUUAAAAGUGGUGUGUGUUGAUAGUGAUAGUGAGCAUACCUACUUUGGAUUGAUGUGGCACACUGGAUCAGCAGGCACCGGCAGAGGAAGUGGAUAUGUGAUCAGCUCUUAAGAUGGGUGAGCGGGGAGCGGGGGCAGGGGGUCGCCGGGCGUCGGGUGUCGAGCGCGGCCGGGCCUACCGCCCGUACCCACUAGUCCGAUCGGAUUGAAGCGGGCGUCGAGCAUGGAGGAGUGCAAGAAGCGAACUCAUCCAGGCAAUAAAGUUUCGAAAAUAGCUAACCUAUUCACCGCCAUGCCGUCCCGCGACGAGGAGGACGCGCGCGGCGCGGACGUGACGGUGGUGCGCACGGAGAGCCACCUGUCGCGCUUCAACACGGCGCGCGCGCUGUUCGAGAAGCUGGGCGAGGAGAACCGCUCCUUCCGCAUCGAGAAGUCCCCUUCCGCGGCCGCCAGCUUCGCGGGCACGCGCGGGCCGCACGCCGCGCGCUCGCGCUCCAGCUCCGCCGGCUCCGUGAGCCCGCCGCGUCGCAUCGCCACGCCGCCCGCCGUGGCCGCCGCCGUAGCCGCCGCCGCCGCCGCCGCGCUCAACGGCGACCGGCCCAACGGCGCCGCGCACCCGCCGCCCAAGCCCGCCAAGCCGAGCGUGCUGCCCAAGCCGGAGAAACCCGACCGACGAUUCAACAAGGAAUUGAUCGAAAAGCAAAGGAAUUGGACCGCUCACUUUAACAAGCCACGCCAGACUCGCAACGAAUAUGAGGCUAAGAUUGAAUCCAAAUACCCGAGCGGCUACCCCGAGCGCAAGUCGCCGGAAGCGGGCGAGAGGCCCCCGGCGUCCCGCGUGUACUCGCCGCCGCUGUCGCCCAGCGCCGGGGACUCGCAGCUGGAGCGCCCCUCCAACCUUCCCUCCUUUCAUACUCGAAGUGCAAAAUCUCCUAGUCCUAUUAAAGCCGUCACACCUCCUUCCAGAUCUAGCUCCUUAAUUUCCCCCUCCGUGAAGACAGAGAAAUCAGUUUCGCCCGUGAAAAGUGUGGAAAGUGUACGAUCGCCCACCAAUUGCGUGUCGGAAGUGAUACCUCAACAAAUUAGUGUUACGGAUAAACAUUACCCCACCACAAGUGCGCGGUCCUCAGUGUCGCCGCGCAGGGAAACUGUAGAGGCUAUAAACGAUUACGUUCAGAGGGAGAGUGUGGUGGCGCCGCCGCGCAGCAGGUCGGCGGAGGCCGUAGCUGCGGCGCCGCGCGGGCUGCCCCCGCCCCCCGCGCCCCCGAUUGACGUGCCGCGACCCUCCGUCACCUCCAGCGGCUCCGAGCGCUCCCUGGCCUCCCCGCCGCCCGGGGACGCCCCGCGCUCGUCGAGCCCCGUCGCGCCGCCGAUACCUCACGCUAGAUCUCAAAGUGUUUCCUCCAUCAAGAGCCCCGCGUCGCCCAGCGUGCGGUCGCCUCGGUCUCCGCCGCCAGUUAGUCAGGGUGAAGCGGAGAAGGAGCGAGCUGGUUCGGAGAGCCCGGAGGCGGAGGUGUCCCACCGGUCGGACGAGGUGGACAGCGACGAGUGGGAGGACCGGCGGCGCUCGUCCACGCCGCAGUCGCCGGCGCCGGAGCCGCGCGGGCCUGCCUCGCCCGUCGCAUCACCCGUGCCGCGCGGGCCCGCCUCGCCCCUACCGUCACCAGUGCCACGCGGGCCCGCCUCGCCUCUCCCCUCGCCGGCACCGCGCUCGCCUGCCUCGCCGCUCGCCUCGCCGCUCGCCUCGCCCGAGCCGCGCGCGCUCUCCGCCGAGCCCGCCCCUGACGCUUCCAUUUCCCCAGUGGGUGGAGGCAAGUCCCCGGAGGCGGACCGCGGCUCCCGCGCGUCCAGCGUGUCGGACGAGGAGGGCGGGUUCAACGAACCCUCGCCCGAGGUCGUGGCCUGUUUGCGGCCGGCCGAGUACCGGGAGGAGCCGACACCGCUGUCGCAGGACCAUAGGGAUAAUGAGCGGGCUAGGUCCGACCCUGAUACGCUCUCUGUGUUGCAGCAGGACUCCGGCGUGGUCGUGAGCGAGGCUAGCCAGGGCUCCAUCGAGGUGCUCGACAAGUCGACCACCAGCCAAUGGAGCUGCUCGGAGGGCGAGGCCCGAGACGCCGCGGACGCGCGCUGGGACGAGCCCGACGCCGCCAAGCAGCCCGACAGCAUGACGCCGGAUGAGGCCGAGAUACUGCUGAGCUCUAGUAUACUGGAGAAAAAACUUAGACAAGAGGCACUCCUCUCGGACGAGCAAGCUCAGGAGAUAGUGGCGCUGCUGUCGCCGCACCCGCCCAUAGACAACGGCGUGUCGCUCAACGACAGCUACCAGUCCGUGCUGGAGUACGAGAGCAUGCAGUCAGUGGACGAGAGCUAUGAGUACGUAUCUCUAGACGCGGAUACGAACGGCAUGGCCGCCGGCGACCGCCCCUCGCCGCCCGCCAUCGUCACAGCCACCAACCAACAGGAGCCGGCGCCCGCGCCCGCGUCCCCCGCCGAGCCGGAGUCCAUAUUCACGAUGUACCCGCCGCAGUCCCUGCGCGAGCUGGGGGAGGAGAACGGCAUACACUACUUCGAGGACGGACACUUUUAUACAGAGGUGGCCGGUCUGCCGCCGCCCGAAGAAGAUGACGACGACGAUUACUACCCACCUGUGUUUGUCAAGAAGAACUCUAAAGUCAAAUUCAGCACAAACCCAAUGCGAGUAUUCUCCACGCACUCGGUCCGCGAGUACGACCGGCGCAACUCGGACGUGGACCCGGUGGCCGCGUCCGCCGAGUACGAGCUGGAGAAGCGCGUCGAGAAGAUGCAGGUGUUCCCCGUGCACCUGCUCAAGGGGCCCGACGGACUGGGGCUCUCCAUUAUAGGUAUGGGCGUAGGCGCGGAUGCGGGGCUAGAGAAGCUCGGCAUAUUCGUGAAGACGAUCACGGACAGCGGCGCGGCGGCGCGCGACGGCCGCAUCCACGUCAACGACCAGAUCAUCGAGGUGGACGGGAAGAGCUUGGUGGGUGUAACGCAAGCGUACGCCGCGUCAGUGCUCCGCAACACGUCCGGCCCGGUCAAGUUCCUGAUUGGUCGAGAGAAGGACCCCGAGAACAGCGAAGUGGCUCACCUCAUCAGACAAUCGCUAGCCGCUGAUAAGGAAAGAGAAGAGAGAGCGAACCGUCAGCGUCGACAACAACCAGAGGAUGACGACACUGGGGGCGCAGAGAUGGCCGCCAGUCUGCAGGCGAGGCACCCCGAGAUCAACGAGCUCAAGGCCUUCUUGCAGGAACUAAUAGGCAUGGAGGCGGGCGGCGCGGACUCCACAGAAAUAGGCGCGCGGGUGAAGGAGUGGUGCGGGGGGCGCGCGGGGGGCGAGGAGCUGCGCGGGGCCGUGGCCGCCGCCGCCGCGCACGCGCACCAGGCCACCGCCAAGUACGACAAGGCAAAGCGCGCGCUACGCGAAUGGCGCCGCACCCGCGCCAUGGUGCGAGCGAGAGAGGAGUGGUGGAGCGCGACCGUGAGGGACGCGCACAGAGAGUACGCGUGUGCGCUCUCCGCGCUGCAGGACCGCGUGGCCAGGCUGGAGGUGCUGCUGCUGGAAACUCAGAAGAAGGCAGGUCUGCCCGUCAUGCUGCCGCACGAGCCGUCAGCCCGAAGAGAAACCCCGCCGCUGCCGAGACGGCCCGACCCGGACCCCUUACUCAUUAAUGACCCAUGGAGCUCAGACAGCGACCUAUCAGACCUAUCACCAAUAGAAGACGAGUACGCGAAAGUGGACAAAUCACGAGACCGCGAGCCUCCCGACCUCGGUGACGUCACAGCGUCGCCACCCAAUGGGAUCUACAGCACGGUCGCGCCACCGAAUGCCGCGUCGUCAUUGGCCAGUGCCAUCUACAGCACCAUUGCGCCGGUGAAUGCGGCACCGCCAUUGGUCAGCGCCGUCGCUUCGCCGAGUUCCGUGUCUGUUACCGCGUCCGUUGCUACUAUUGUACCGGCUGUUGCGACAGUACCACCUUCGAAGCCAGCGCCGACCAUCUCUCCCGAACCUGAGCUCCCAACCACCACAACCACAGACACCCGCGCCUCAACAACAGUGGUCACCGACUCCCGCAGCUCCACAAUAGACACGCGCGUGUCCAUGGAGCUGGACUCGGCGGUGCCGCGCGGCUCGCUGCUGGACACGCGCGUGCACCGCGCGCGCACGGACCUGGCCCGCGCGCGCCCGCACGCGCCGCAGUCGCCGCACUCGCUCAGCAACGCCAGCUCGUAUGACGGCCUAGACGACUCGUACAACGAAUCCGCUGACGAGUCACUCAGUGAAUCCACUUCGGGAGCGCCUCCGCACUCCGGCCAUACUACACAACGCGACACGCGACAAAGCUGCGGCAGUUCAGUUGGCAGCGCCACAGACGACGCGGUCUACUCCAGAGACCAUAGACACCACCCGCUCUCAGGCAUCGGGCCGCCGUCCUCGCUCGCGUCGCAGCUGAAGGCGGUGCUGGCGGAGCGCGAGCGGCGGCUGGCGGGCGCGCCGGACCCCGUGCAGCUCACGCACGACCUGGUGGACGAGAUCCGCGUCGCCGUGCACCGCGCCAACGCCACAGUGAAGAAAGCGCCAGCCUGCGUAGUGGGCGGCGAGGUGCCGUGGCAGCCGCUGUCCACGGCCGUGUCCGAGGCGAGCCUGUCCCCCGCGCCCCCCUCCCCGCACCCGCACGCGCAGCCGCCCGUCAACACCUGGACUAAGCAACAGGUGUGGCAGUGGGUAUCCGGCCUCGGCGAGGGUCUAGAGCGGUACGCGGGCGCCUUCGCUUCCCGCGGAGUCGACGGCGCUCUCCUACUGGCCCUCACGUCAGCAGACCUUAAGCUACUCGGCCUCGGCGGGGACGAACGACGCCGCAUGAAGCGACGGCUCAAGGAACUAAGGAACGUACACGAGAAACAUCUGAAGGCACUCAAGAAGGCGGAGAAGAAAGCCAAGAAGAAGUAGAGUGGAGGAGUAAAGCUGGUGACUUAGAACGCUCGGACGGACGAACGAAUUUACUCGGUUGUGUUUUAUGUUUUCUUCGCUGUUUCGUUUCUUUCCGAUUCAUUUGUCUUUGUCUUUGAUGUCAAGAAGACUUU
Molecule: messenger RNA, 5438 nt
Organism: Plutella xylostella (diamondback moth)
Lineage: Eukaryota; Metazoa; Arthropoda; Insecta; Lepidoptera; Plutellidae
Source: RefSeq, a predicted model, not a curated record